Messenger RNA from Malaya genurostris, 884 nucleotides. RefSeq names its product MIP18 family protein galla-1 (gene galla-1). The record is from RefSeq and is a predicted model, not a curated record. The transcript is spliced from 3 exons. Bases 163 to 666 code for a protein of 167 amino acids. NCBI's taxonomy places the organism in Eukaryota, Metazoa, Arthropoda, Insecta, Diptera, Culicidae.
UUGAUAGUCGGUAGAGAAAGUCGGUAUCAGCUGAUUACGAGAUCAAAACAAAUGAUACGUAAAUAGAGAAGACUUUUUUUUUAUUUUCAUGCUUAAACGAAGAAUCUUCAGUUUACAUAUCUUGGGCUGACAUAGUUUGUUGAAGAUUGCAUAAACCCGACGAUGUUAUCUUUUUUUCGCAAAAAAGAUUCGAACCCGUCUUCAGGUUCCUGCAGUGAAAAUACUAACAGUGAAGUAGAACCGUCGCCCAACUUAUCUCAGCUUGGCUAUCGCAGUACUAACGAUCUGAAGGAAACCAUUUUCGAUUUCUUGCGAACCAUCAGAGAUCCGGAAAAACCAAACACAUUGGAGGAUCUGAAAGUGGUUUACGAGGAUGGCAUCUUCGUGCAGGAACCAACCGAUGGUAAUGUGUACGUUGUUCGGAUAGAAUUCAAUCCAACCGUUCCGCAUUGCUCGUUAGCUACGUUGAUUGGUUUGUGCAUCCGAAUUAAGGUGCAGCGAAGUCUCACCCAUCAUCUUAAGCUGGACAUCUACAUCAAGAAGGGCGCCCACUCGACGGAAGAUGAGAUUAACAAGCAAAUCAACGAUAAGGAACGAAUAGCUGCUGCGAUGGAGAACCCUAAUCUGCGACAACUGGUUGAAAAUUGCAUAAAAGAGGAGGAGUGAUUAUUUUCGUACGUACAAGUAAUGGUUCUAUGGUAAAUGAGAGCUCAGUUUAUUAUUAUAUAUAUAUAAUCGACAUUAUUCGUUAAGGUACUAGUUUGUAUUAAAAUUUAUAUUGAAAAUGCAAUUUUUGCAGGUGUCAUUUGUGUCGAAAACUUGGAAAAUUAGUAAAUAAGAUCGAUUACCUUGAUUAAAAUUGUGAAUAACUAUGGACUUGAAAA